This is a messenger RNA of Boleophthalmus pectinirostris (great blue-spotted mudskipper), 5214 nucleotides long. Its product is annotated as cullin-5. The transcript has 19 exons. The coding region runs from base 24 to 2360 and encodes 778 amino acids. Gene Ontology annotation, molecular function: ubiquitin protein ligase binding. Gene Ontology annotation, cellular component: SCF ubiquitin ligase complex; Cul5-RING ubiquitin ligase complex. NCBI's taxonomy places the organism in Eukaryota, Metazoa, Chordata, Actinopteri, Gobiiformes, Gobiidae. Gene Ontology annotation, biological process: protein ubiquitination; SCF-dependent proteasomal ubiquitin-dependent protein catabolic process. The record is from RefSeq and is a predicted model, not a curated record.
GCGAGAAGAUAAGUUGAGGGAACAUGGCGACGCUGCUAAAGAACAAAGGCUCCCUCCAGUUCGAGGACAAGUGGGACCUGAUGAGGCCCAUCGUGCUCAAACUCCUGAGGCAGGAGUCUGUGACCAAACAGCAGUGGUUCGACCUCUUCUCAGAUGUCCAUGCAGUUUGUCUGUGGGACGACAAAGGUCCGGCCAAGAUCCACCAGGCCCUGAAGGAGGACAUCCUAGACUUCAUCAAACAGGCCCAGGCCCGCGUGCUCAGUCACCAGGACGACACGGCGCUGCUCAAGGCCUACAUCGUGGAGUGGAGGAAGUUCUUCACUCAGUGUGACAUUCUGCCCAAACCCUUCUGCCAGCUGGAGAUCACCCUGAUGGGCAAACAGGGCAGCACCAAGAAGUCCAACGUGGAGGACAGCAUCGUCCGCAAGCUCAUGCUCGACACGUGGAACGAGUCGAUCUUCUCCAACAUUAAGAACCGUCUGCAGGACAGCGCCAUGAAGCUGGUGCACGCGGAGAGGCUGGGCGAGGCCUUCGACUCGCAGCUCGUCAUCGGCGUGCGCGAGUCCUACGUGAACCUGUGCUCCAACCCCGACGACAAGCUCCAGAUCUACAGGGACAACUUUGAGAAGGCCUACAUGGACUCCACCGAGAGGUUCUACAGAACACAGGCUCCAGCCUAUCUCCAGCAGAACGGGGUCCAGAACUACAUGAAAUACGCCGACUCGAAGCUCAGGGAGGAGGAGAAGAGGGCGCUGAGGUACCUGGAGACCCGACGAGACUGUAACUCUGUCCAGGCCUUGAUGGAGUGCUGUGUGAACGCUCUGGUCACCUCCUUCAAAGAGACGAUCCUGGCCGAGUGUCCCGGGAUGAUCAAGAGAAACGAGACAGAGAAGCUCCACCUCAUGUUCUCGCUGAUGGACAAAGUUCCCAGUGGGAUCGAGCCGAUGCUGAAGGACCUGGAGGAGCACAUCAUGAGCGCAGGACUCGCCGACAUGGUGGCGUCCGCCGAGACCAUCACCUCGGACUCGGAGAAGUACGUGGAGCAGUUGUUGACUCUGUUUAAUCGGUUCAGUCGUUUGGUGAAGGAGGCGUUUCAGGACGACCCGCGCUUCCUCACGGCGCGAGACAAAGCGUACAAAGCCGUCGUGAACGAUGCCACCAUCUUCAAACUGGAGCUGCCAAUGAAACAGAAAGGUGUGGGAUUAAAGACGCAGCCUGAGUCCAAGUGUCCAGAGCUUUUGGCGAACUACUGCGACAUGCUGCUGCGAAAAACCCCCCUCAGCAAGAAACUCACGUCCGAAGAGAUCGAAGCCAAACUCAAGGAAGUGCUGCUGGUGCUGAAGUACGUGCAGAACAAAGACGUGUUCAUGCGGUACCACAAAGCCCACCUGACCCGCCGCCUCAUCCUGGACAUCUCCGCCGACAGCGAGAUCGAGGAGAACAUGGUGGAGUGGCUCAGGGAGGUGGGGAUGCCUGCUGAUUAUGUGAACAAACUCGCCCGAAUGUUCCAGGACAUUAAAGUGUCUGAAGAUCUGAACCAGUCCUUCAAAGAAAUGCACAAACACAACAAGCUCGCCCUGCCAGCCGACUCCGUGAACAUAAAGAUCCUGAACGCCGGCGCCUGGUCCAGGAGCAGCGAGAAGGUGUUCGUGUCUCUGCCCACGGAGCUGGAGGACCUGAUCCCCGAGGUGGAGGAUUUCUACAAGAAGAACCACAGCGGACGCAAACUGCACUGGCACCACCUCAUGUCCAACGGCAUCAUCACGUUUAAGAACGAGGUGGGCCAGUACGACCUGGAGGUGACCACGUUCCAGCUGGCCGUGCUCUUCGCCUGGAACCAGCGGCCGCGGGAGAGGAUCAGCUUCGAGAACCUGAAGUUGGCGACGGAGCUGCCGGACGCCGAGCUCCGGAGGACGCUCUGGUCCCUGGUGGCUUUUCCAAAACUAAAGCGUCAGGUGUUAUGUUAUGACCCUGUGGUCUCCUCACCCAAGGACUUCGCAGAGGGAACGCUCUUCUUUGUAAACCAAGAAUUUUCACUCAUAAAAAACUCUAAAGUCCAGAAGCGCGGAAAGAUCAACCUGAUCGGACGCCUGCAGCUCACCACCGAGAGGAUGAGAGAAGAGGAGAACGAAGGCAUCGUACAGCUACGGAUACUGAGGACACAGGAGGCCAUCAUCCAGAUCAUGAAGAUGAGGAAACGCAUCAACAACGCGCAGCUGCAGACGGAGCUGGUGGAGAUCCUCAAGAACAUGUUUUUACCACAGAAGAAGAUGAUCAAGGAGCAGAUCGAGUGGCUCAUAGACCACAAGUACAUCAAGAGGGACGAGACUGAUAUUAACACCUUCAUAUACAUGGCGUAGCACAGCGGACGACCAGAGGGACCAGAGGGACCAGAGGGACCAGGGGGACCAGGGGGACCAGGGUGAGGGUCUGACGGACACCAGAGGACUUACCGGGCCGACCCCACCCGUUCCUUUAUUUAAAACUACUCUCGUUUUCUCGCAGGGAGGCAUGAACUAUUUAAAACACUUCCUGCUUUAAUGUUGUAUAAAAAAAAAACGACGGAGCGUUCGCCGAGAGGACGUUUGUCGGAGAUCAGAGGGACACACGAGGCAAAGACACGAGGCAAAGACAAAAGACGUGCUGAGAGAAACUUAAAGAACACACAUUAUGCAAAAUAGACGUUUUUAAACCUGCUUUACCGCGGUCGCCUCGUUAAAAACAAACCUGGAAUCAUGUUUCGCUUUUGUUUCGUCAAAGGUAUUUUGUAAAACUCCUGGAAAACGGCGUUGUACAGAGUCCGUUUUUGGAGACCCGCGCAGUCCAGCGUCGCACUCGCGCGUUACCCGCCCGAGCCCGAGAUAAACCACACACACAAAUCAUGAAAUGAAUCGUGAAAAAUCAUGAAAUGAAAUGAAAACGGUUUCGCUUUCUUCAGGACGAACGCGAACGAACAGACGCGACUCGACUGAAAUCACCUCAAAGACUUUAUUUACUGAGCAGAAGAAACAAUCGAGAUGCCGAACACACGAUGGACGAACCAGGACUAAACCAAGGGGAGACUGGGACCAGACCGGGACCAAGACCAGACCAGGACCAGGCCGUGAUUGAGACCGGGACUGAGACCGGGAUUGAAAACAGUUUAGUCCGGGUUUAAUCCUGGUUUAGUCCUGGUUUAGUCCUGGUUUAGUCCUGGUUUAGUCCUGGUUUAGUCCUGGUUCAGUCCGUUAUCCGCUUUUUUCCAUUUUUCAUUUUAACACAAAAUCGAAAACUGAAAAAACAAAUCAAUCCGUGUGACUGUUUCUCGUUUUCGUGACUUAAACUGCGAUGCCGAACUGAACCAGGACUGAAUCAGGUCUGGGACCAGAACUGAGACCAGACUGAGACUGAGACCAAGACCAGGACUGAAAAUGGUUCAGUCCUGGUUCAGUCCGUUCUCCUUUUUUUUUUUUUUUCCAUUUUUCAUUUAAACACAAAAUUGAAAACUGAAGAAAAAAAAAAAACCCGAAUCAUUAUCUGUUUUUUCAUUUUGGUUUUGGAGACAAAUAAUGAAGAAAAUAGUUAUAUUUUUUUCUUUUUCUCAUUUAUUUUUUAUGUUGAAAAACGAAUGAACGAACGACACACGGAUUCAGUUUGUUCCUUUUAAAAUUCAGCGUCGCAUUUAUCAACUGUAAAGAGAAAAGUCUUUUAUUAAAACUAAUACAUUUAUUUUUAGGAGAAGCAUAGAAUUUUCCCAAGUCCAAAUCGAGUCCCAAGUUUUUGUCUGUUUUAUUAAGUCUCAAGUCCGAAAAAUAGUGACUCAGGUCUGACUCGAGUCACUACAUGCCAGUCCCUCGGUUUAAGGGCUGUGGAGGAGUUUUUGUAAAUUUAAAUAACGGAAUUUAAAUCAGCCGCACCACACUGACUUUAUUUAUAAUGCACUUUAAAAACUUAAAACUCCAAAGUGCUGCACAAAAACACCGAACAGACGAAAACGAUCACACUUCAGAGUCACAAUUCAACCACAAAAAAAUAAAUAAACUAAAGAAAUGAAUAAGAAAGAAAAGGAUAAGAUACUUGAGUUAGUUAAGGACAACAAGAAAUUAACUUCUGAUUUCGUGUUUGACCCACAAAAUUUCGUCAGAGUUGCGUCGCUUCGUUCUAAACCAUAUCAACAUCGCCCUUAAAAAAUACUAAAAUACUAAAACUUUUACAUUUUAAACUUUAAAUCUGUACUUUAUGAACUUUCCAGACUUUAUUUUAAGUUAUAAAAGGUGAAAUCCUGACCUCGAGGUGACCAAAAGCAGGUUUAAAAUCAAAACCGGAGCCGCUCGAAAGCAUAAUGUGUGUUUUUGUUGUUUUUUUUUUAAAGAAUUUUGAAGACCUUCGAAAAAAAUCAAGUCCAACUGGAGUCCUUUUGAACAAAACGGAACUCACGUCUCCAGGAUUCUUGACUCGACGCUGCAAACAAAUCUUUCUAACGAGCUGAACAUGAAUUUACUUUUACUGUUAUUUUUAUUUAUUUGUCGGUCGGUUUGUUUUCGCGCUUUUGUUUCAAGGUGUUUUUCGUGUAUUUCAGAGUUAAAAUUUCAUCUUUUACUACGACAUUUCCGUUUCCUCGUCGCGCGCUCGGACCUGGAGUUGUGUUUUGUUGACGGAAAACACUCUGCUCCACCUCGUGAUGUCAUGAAGUGGUCCUACGAAGCUCCAAACUCCACACACCUUCACUGGAAUCUUUUUUUUUUUUUUUUUUUCCCAGUUCUGGAGUUUCUUUUACCGAUCUCGGCUGAACUAAAAAGGAGCUGAGAACUUGGGAAAACGACCACUUCAUGACAUCACGAGGUGGAACGGAGCGAGUUACUCAAACAUGUGAAUGAAACAAAAAUAAUAAUAAUCAAUAAUAAUGUUUUAUUUGAAAACGAGCAGCAAAGAACAAUAAAAAUAUCAUCCAGAAAACACAAAAAUAAACAAAGAAGUGAUCAGUUUAAUAAAUUAUCAUAAAAUAGAAUAAAAAUAAAUGAAAUUAAAUUAAAAAGACAACUCCAGGUGUGUGUUUUUGAGGAGGAAACAUUAGAACAUGAGUUAAAGUUCACAGGAGUCAGUUUUGCGUCAGAAUCUUUAAAUUCUAGUAGAGUAAGAAAUGUUCAGUUAAAGCUACAAUCUGAAACUUUAUUUGAUUUAUUUAACCGGGAAAUGAUAGAUGUGAAACCUGUUCACCUGACCCCUCCCCUCACC